UAAUAGCUUAGCCACGUUAUUUAGGCCCAUCAUACGCUUGCUAAAAGAUUUAUAUAUCAAUUGAACCAUGGGUUUAACCUUAUCGUCUGUUUUUAAUCGCAUAUUUGGAAAAAAGCAAAUGAGAAUAUUGAUGGUUGGACUUGAUGCCGCAGGAAAGACUACAAUUCUAUAUAAGCUAAAAUUGGGUGAAGUUGUUACCACAAUACCUACAAUUGGUUUUAAUGUGGAAUCUGUUGAGUAUAAAAACAUUUGUUUUACUGUGUGGGAUGUAGGAGGCCAAGAUAAAAUUAGACCAUUAUGGAGGCAUUAUUUUCAAAAUACUCAAGGCCUAAUAUUUGUUAUUGAUAGUAAUGAUAGAGAAAGAAUAGAAGAAGCUCGUGAUGAACUUCAUAAAAUGUCUCAAGAGGAUGAAUUAAAAGAAGCAGUUAUAUUAAUAUUUGCCAACAAACAAGAUCUUCCUAAUGCCUUGACCUGUGCUGAAUUGACAAAUAAGCUAGGGCUAAAUGAAUUGAAAAUGAGAACAUGGUAUAUCCAAGCAACUUGUGCCACCCAAGGAACUGGUUUAUAUGAAGGUUUAGAUUGGUUAUCAAAUGAAUUGUCUAAAAGAUAAAACAAAUAUAUGUUCUAAUAAGAGCCAUGCUCAUACUAUUUACCUGCUUAAUAUUUAUAAGAUGUGAAAUAUAAAAGUCUAUAAUAAAAAUUUAUAUUUGGAUAUACAUUUAAAGAGAUAGAUUUAAAUUCUUAUUUAUUUCCAAUAUUUAUAGAUCAUAAUGACUGAUUGUCAUAAUUAUCUUGAAUUAAAUUUAUAUUCUUUUUUUAAAAAAGUUUAAUUUAAAAAUAUUUUUAAUGAUAUUUUUUCAUUUAAAAAAAAUAACAUAUUUACAGCCAUAUUAAAUUAUUUUUUUUAUCAAAUAUUUGUACAAACAUUUUAAUAGCAAAAUUAAUUAUUUUAAAUCAAUAAUUUUUGAAAGCUGGGCAGCUUCAAUAGCCUACAUUUGAGUCAUUGGAUUAUUUCUUUUUUCUGAAUGCUGUAUAUAUAUAUCAAUCAAUUUUUUUUAUAUCUCAA
Messenger RNA from Gordionus sp. m RMFG-2023, 1066 nucleotides. RefSeq names its product ADP-ribosylation factor 4. Gene Ontology annotation, biological process: intracellular protein transport; vesicle-mediated transport. Bases 68 to 610 code for a protein of 180 amino acids. Gene Ontology annotation, molecular function: GTP binding; GTPase activity. Gene Ontology annotation, cellular component: cytoplasm; plasma membrane. NCBI's taxonomy places the organism in Eukaryota, Metazoa, Nematomorpha, Gordioida, Chordodea, Parachordodidae. The transcript is spliced from 6 exons. The record is from RefSeq and is a predicted model, not a curated record.